AUGGUCUUCAAGGUCAUCGUUGUUGGCGGUGGAAUAGCCGGCCUCGCAGCGGCAAUCGCCCUCCGGCAGCAUGACAGGGAGGUAACCGUACUCGAGCAAUCUCCCAUCAGCGAAGAGAUUGGUGCUACGAUAUCUCUCCAGCCAAACGCAUCAAAAAUUGUUGAAGGACAAUGGGGCCUGGCGGCGAAGCUUAAGGAGCGCGGCUCCAUGGUUGACGAGGCUUUCAAAGUUUAUAAUCUAGAUGGAGAACUGCAGCUGCAUAUACCUCUCCAGACAAAAGGAAAGUACGGCGCGGAGAGGGUGAUGUAUCAUCGUGCAGAUCUGCAUGAGGCUUUGAGAGAGCGGGCAACAUCGCAUGCAUUCCCUGGCAAAGCGGCCACAGUCCGUACUUCAAGCAAGGUUGUCAACUGUAAUUGUGAAGAAGGAACUGUAGCGCUAGCCAGCGGAGAGGUCAUCUCUGCGGAUCUGAUCGUUGGCGCAGAUGGCAUCAAAAGCGUUGUUCGCGAAUCUGUCCUUGGAAAGAAAGUCAUUGCGCGGCCUACCGGACUCUCUGCGUACAGAAUGAUGAUCUCAGCAGAAUCCCUGCAACGGGAGGCCGACUUUGCUAAAGUCAUUGAUCCACGGAGGGGAUGCACAACAAUGGUGAUCGGCCGGGACAGGCGCUUGAUCAUGGGUCCUGCAAGGUGCGGCACGAUCUAUGGCAUUGUUGCUCUUGUGCCAGAUGAGAAUAUGAAUGAAGAUCCAACAAGCACGAGCUGGACAACAAAGGGAGAUCACGAUAAGAUGAUGCAGUCCUUCGCAGAUUUUCCAGACUGGGCACAAAAGCCUCUCCUCCUUGCAAAAUCAUCCAGCCUAGGGCUCUGGCAGCUCCGAGACCUGGAUCCUUUGCAUACGUGGUAUCGUGGCAGAGCGAUCUUGAUCGGCGACGCAGCCCAUGCGAUGUUACCUACUCAAGGCCAAGGAGCCAGUCAAGCGAUUGAGGAUGCUGAAGCGCUUGGAGCGUUCUUUGAGGAGUUUGAGAAAUCAGCCUCAGCCAACGCUAUGGAUGCUAUAGCCAGGGUGAACGAAGCUAUAUUCAGAUGCAGAGUUUAUGGAUUAUAA
Aspergillus nidulans FGSC A4 is the source of this 1101-nucleotide messenger RNA. RefSeq lists its product as uncharacterized. The coding region runs from base 1 to 1101 and encodes 366 amino acids. The transcript is spliced from 3 exons. Lineage: Eukaryota; Fungi; Ascomycota; Eurotiomycetes; Eurotiales; Aspergillaceae. The record is from RefSeq and is a predicted model, not a curated record. Gene Ontology annotation, molecular function: FAD binding.